Molecule: messenger RNA, 3325 nt
Organism: Colius striatus (speckled mousebird)
Lineage: Eukaryota; Metazoa; Chordata; Aves; Coliiformes; Coliidae
Gene: PDSS2
Product: decaprenyl diphosphate synthase subunit 2
Exons: 8
Coding region: 201-1334 (377 amino acids)
Biological process (GO): ubiquinone biosynthetic process; isoprenoid biosynthetic process
Cellular component (GO): mitochondrion; transferase complex
Molecular function (GO): prenyltransferase activity
Source: RefSeq, a predicted model, not a curated record
AUGGCCGCCCCCAUGGCACAAUGAGCCCGCUCCGGCCGCCGCUGCGCCGCCGGGGGGAACGCGGGCAAGCAGCGCGGCCGCCACCGGGUCCGGCCGCUUGGAGCUGAGCCGGCCGCUGACGCUGGGGUCCUCCGGCCGCUGCGAGAGAGGAGGACUCGUGUGCGGGCCCCACCGGGGCGAGUGACAGGGAGCGGCGGGGGAUGUGGGGCGCCUUGCUGCGGCGCGGGUGGUGCGGCGCCGGCUGUCGCCGGGCGCUGGCGUCGGGCGGCCCGCCCUGGAGCCAAGUUGUGUCGGAGGCCGAGAAGAUCGUGGGGUACCCGACGUCCUUCAUGAGCCUGCGGUGCCUGCUGAGCGACGAGCUCAGCAACAUCGCCAUGCAGGUCCGCAAGCUGGUGGGCACCAAGCACCCGCUGCUCGACACCGCCCGGGGCUUUGUGUGUGAUAGCCGAAAUAAUUUACAGAUGCGAGGUUUGGUUGUAUUGCUUGUUUCCAAAGCUGCUGGACCCAGCACGGCAGAACUCUCUUUCCAGCACAACAUGGUCAGUGGAAUUUACUCCAGUCAAAGAAGUCUGGCUGAGAUUACGGAACUGAUCCACACUGCCUUUCUGGUGCAUCGUGGUAUUGUGAAUAUUGGUGAGCUCAAGUCCUGUGAUGGCCUGCUGAAGGAUAUGCAGUUUGGAAAUAAAAUGGCUGUUUUGAGUGGUGAUUUUCUUCUAGCAAAUGCUUGCACCAGCCUUGCACAGUUGCAGAAUACCAAGGUUGUGGAACUCAUUUCAAGUGCUAUUGGUGAUUUAGUUCAAGGUAUAUAUUAUGAAAACUCAAAAUCAUCUGAGGAGAAUUGUCUUACAGAUGAUAUCGGGAUAUCUACGUGGAAGGAGCAGGUUUUCUUGUCACAUAGUGCCUUACUGGCAAAGAGCUGCCAGGCUGCAAUGGAGCUGGCGAAGCACAGCACUGAGAUUCAAGACAUGGCAUUUCAGUAUGGAAAGCACAUGUCUAUGAGUCAUAAGCUACAUUCAGACCUUCAGCCGUUUGUUAAAGAAAGUUCUAGUGACAGCAUGGCCUUCAGUUUGAAUUCUGCUCCCGCAGUCCUCCACCAGGAAUUCCUUGGAAGGGAGGCAUGGAUUAAACAGAUCAGAGAGGCACAAGGAAAAGGAAAUAUAAUGGACUAUAAGAAGCUGCAGGAAGCCAUCAAGGCCGGCAAAGGUGUGACUUCUGCCAUCGACCUCUGCCGCUGCCACGGAAACAGAGCGCUGGCUGCCCUGGAGCACUUCCCUCCCUCUGAGGCCAGGGCUGCCUUGGCCAACAUCGUCUACGCUGUGACCAGGUUUCCCUGACCCACUGUCUGGGAAAGGAGCUUCUCUCCCUGAAGCUGAUGAUGCCCCGCACCACUCGUCACCUCCUUGGCCUGGCCCAGCCCAGCCCAUCCAGCUGGAGGAAUAAACAUCAGCCGCCACCACCACCAGCAAAAUUCGGGAGGGGGAAGGAAAAAAAGGUCAGAGACGUUUUUGGCUUGUUGUGCCAGGAGCACACUUGAGGCUGCACUGGUAGAAAUAAUUAAUGAGUCCCGUUUCCGUGACCUCAGCAAAUGGACAGGAAAUAAGUCAGUAUUGAUUGGGCACCGGCGGGGACGGCGCCAGGGCGGAGGCCGGUGGUUUUCCUGCCCGAGGGAGGGAUGGAGGGAUGCGAAGAUCCAGGUGUCACAAGAAACCUGCUCCAACCUGCCCAGAGAGCGCGAGCUGCCGAAGACGGGAAUUAAGGAGAGGAAGGGCAGUCCGAGGGAUUAAUGAGAGAAAAUCCUCCCUCUCUGUCUCCUCUGCAUGUGGUCAUGUCUCCUCACACUGUUUUUAUGUAUUCAAAUGUAAGAUUACUCUGUGCCUAAUGCUUUCCGUAUUUGAGAAACUUGCUGAGAAAAUGUGUCAAGCAUGGUAAGUAGGAGCUUUCAAAUAUUUAAUCAAAUAUUAAUUUGGCUCUGUUAAGGGAACUGAUUGCCUGGGUUUUAUACUGUGUGUGUAUAAUAUAUCGCUCUGGGUCAAAGAAUGAGGUUUUUCCGACUCUUCUGAGGGAAGGAACAUCCUUCCUUCAGAUCCAGCAGUUUAUUUCAACACAGUCUUACACAGAAGAAUUUCCUAGGUUUGUGACGCUUGCUUUCAUUUAAGCCAAAUAAAUGUUAAUUUGUAAGGCUAGACGUCGGCCUUUGGCAGAAAGGAGGAAGGAACAGUCUUCUGUGAGUACAGUCUUUCGCCGCAGUGAAUAAAAUGCAGAAACUACUAGAGAAGUUUUGGACCUCAGUGUGUUGAAUUUUAAAGUCCAAUUACAGACAGCCUAUAAGGUGUAUCAGAAGCCUGCAAUCUGAGACCGUCUCUGUUUUGUUCAUUGGAGAUGAUUUUUGCGGUUUGCAUGCGUGCAAUCUGAGAACGCCGUUGACAAGAAGGCUGAGUUUACAUAAAUGAUCUAGAUUGAGACUCAGCUACCUUUCUUCCUUCUGUGGUGUAAUUACAGACCAAUCUGGAGACAGCUAGCACAGCAAACAGAUUUCAUUACAUCCCUCACUCAAACACUAAGUGGAGUUAUUUCUGUUAAAUUCUCUCCUCCCUCCUUCUCCCCCUGCACUCCAUCCCCCUGUCACAGAGCUUGUUUGUCAUAGACCAGUGUGUUGCGUUCCACCGAAUGCAAAAGAUAAAUACAAACUCCAUCCUCUAAAAAUACACAUCCUGCAUUAUGUACAUAAUAUUCUGUGUAAUAUAUGCUUGUGUUAUACCAUAAUAAUGUAUGUAUAUUAGGCAACCUUGAGACACAGUCUUUGUUUAGGAGCAGCAUCCAGAACUCGGGACUCGCUUUGUUCUGGAGAAUGGCUUUAGUGCCAGACCCCUGCCUGCUUGCAGUUUUUCUCAUGGCUGCACCGGCAUUUUCUCUCUUCCCAAGACUCUGGCACUUCUGAGACGGAAGAAGAGCACCAAGAAGCAUGGGUUAGCCCAGGCAGUGGCAGCAACAGGCAUCUGCCUUAGCUCACUACUGUACAUUUUCACCUGUGAAGUUCCCUGAAGUUCUGCUAGCAAAAGAAAAAAAAUGUGCUUGAAGGAAAUACCUAGAUGCAACCAGAGUCAUAUUUCAGCUUCUUUUGGCACUGUUUUUUAUAUAUUACAUACAGUAGGAGCCAUACAUCAUCUUCUCUUCGUCUUCCAUCUAUGUUAAUUGGUUCAUAAUGAUUUAGGGCUGCAAGAAACUUGUAUCUGCUGAAGAUAUUCUGAGCCAUCUCACCUCAGUUAUAUGAAAGAAAUACCAAACAUACUGUAAAACUGUACACUUGGCUUAUUUUUUUCAUGAA